UAGACAAAUUGUCAACAGUAUUGUGAGAAAUCUACGUCAAGAUGACCAAGAAGGCGAGUUCAAACAGUCUCUUCAAACCAAUCAAAGUUCGAUAUUUUUUACCUUCUCUCUUUAUUUACCAUAAUAAACAGAUAGAGCAAAACAUACAAGAGAGAGAGAGGUAGAGAGAGAAAACACACUUUUAGGCCUUGACCUGACUGUCAUACCAGUAAGAAACAACAACAACAGACACUUAUGAGAUAUGAAAGCACCAAACAGUCUGCUUGAUAUGAAUUAAUAAAGAAACCUUGGUGCGAAGAUUCGUCCAAUCAAUGUCGACCAAUAAGGAAGGCCGCCAGUUUAGUGGAUUUCUCCAGACGACAUCUUAGCAAUACUUCAUUUUGGCGCGAACCGAUUAAUCACCCACAGGCGUUUGCUGAUUUCUCUGAAACGCCCGGAUGCCAAACAAGCAAUCGCCGAUAAGCAAUCCAUCACGUAUCGAACAAGCUAUUGGAAUUUAAGUAUAUCGGAAAUUGGAUUCAUAAAUUUGGGCUAACAAAACAAAAAAAAUAAUAAUAAAAGAGGGAGAGAAGCUAGAGAGAUGGAUUAGUAUCAUUACCUCGGCCCAAUUUUGAAAGUUUUUGUAUUUGUUGCCUUCCCCCGUCAACAAAAUGAUGGACGAAGGCGUCGCCGAUGAUGAUAGAGCGAGGGCGGGAAUGAACAGGAAACCGUCCCCUGGUGGAGCACCCACGUCACCUGAUUGGGUGAUGCUUGCCCGGCAGUAUCUAACGCUCGUGUUGAUAUCUCUAUUUCUCUCAAGCUGUCACUUAGCAGGGAGUGAGCAAUGCUUUGCGACAGACACCACAGACGAUCUCGAAGCAUGGUCGGGAAUCAUUCGGUCGGCCAACUUCGGCCUCGUGGCCUAUCCAAAUAACGAAGAUUGCCGAUGGGUCAUUCGACUUUCACUCGGCUCACGGAUUUCUCUUCAAUUCAACCAUUUCGACUUGGAACCACCAGGGAGCAUAUGCUUCGACUACAUUGAGAUUUUUGACGGCGGAAAUACCAAUGCUCAAUCCCUCGGUCAAUUCUGCGGGACUACUCCCCCAGAAGAUAUAUUGUCAUCAGGACACGAGUUAGCCGUUGUAUUUCACUCGGACAACACGCAAGGAUUUUCAGGAUUUGAGCUGCAAUACACAGGAGUAUGUUCCGCCGUCUCGUUCCCCCUUGAAGCCGACGAGACCAUCACUAUCGAGUCCCCUCUCUAUCCAGCCGCUUCCCCGUCUCAACCGGCCUGCAGCUGGUCACUUGAAGCACCUGAAGGACAUUACGUGGAAGCAGAAUUCAACGAUUUCCAACUGACUAGUGAUUCGUGCGAUGAUACAGCGAUAGAGGUUUAUGAUGGAGAAGUCUCCCCCUCUGGUAUUUUGAUGACGGUUUGUCCCGAUGCAACACCGCCACCUAAGUUGUUUUCGACCUCCAACACAUUGAUCAUUGUCUUUGGAAGCAGUCAAAGCACAACCUUCGUGUUCUCGAUCAGAGGUUCUGCAAGAGUCUUACCUUGCACAUCUUAUCCUUGCCUGUAUGGCGGUUUCUGUUCAAACAAUCUACAACUGACCCCUCCCACUUACCAGUGCACAUGCUCGGUGGCAUAUACGGGUGCGCAGUGCGAGACAGAGAUCAACGAGUGCGCACCCAUCAGCCCAUGCAGUGACAAUGCGCAAGACUGCAUCGAUCAUGUGGGGAGUUUCGAAUGUGUAUGCAGUUCAGGAUUUACAGGUGUCUUGUGCGAAACAGAUAUCGACGAAUGUAGUAGAUCAGAUGUUUGCUCAAACGGUGGCAUUUGUAUCAACACCGAUGGGUCUUUUGAAUGUCAGUGUGCCGGAGGUUUUACAGGAGAAUUAUGUGAAACGGAUAUCAAUGAAUGCGAUGAGUACCCUUGUCAGAAUGGAGCAUCUUGUACGAACGAGCAAGGCAGUUUUUCAUGCCAGUGUGCAGCGGGAUAUGAGGGAGAUACUUGUGAACAAGAUAUCAAUGAAUGCGAUGAGUAUCCUUGUCAAAAUGGAGCAUCUUGUACGAACGAGCAAGGCAGCUUUUCAUGCCAGUGUGCAGCGGGAUAUGAGGGAGAUACUUGUGAACAAGAUAUCAACGAAUGCGAUGAGUACCCUUGUCAAAAUGGAGCAUCUUGUACGAACGAGCAAGGCAGCUUUUCAUGCCAGUGUGCUGGAGGGUUUGAGGGAGAAACAUGUGAACAAGAUAUCAAUGAAUGCGAUGAGUACCCUUGUCAGAAUGGUGGGUCUUGCACAAAUCAGCAAGGCAGCUUUUCAUGUCAAUGUGCAGCGGGAUUUGAGGGAGACACAUGUGAACAAGAUGUCAAUGAAUGCGAUGCAAAUCCUUGCCAAAAUGGUGGGACUUGCACCAACAAGCAUGGCAGCUUUUCAUGCUACUGUGAUCUGGGAUUUACGGGCCUCACGUGCGAUCAAGAUAUAAACGAAUGUUCACAGUCUCCUGCCAUAUGCCAGAACGGUGGUCAAUGCAUAAACGCUGAGGGGUCCUACAGAUGUCAGUGUCUUGCGUCCUUCACGGGGACGCACUGCCAGGAAGAUGUUGAUGAGUGUUCUAGCAAUCCCUGUGUAAAUGGAACUUGCUCUAAUAGUUUCGGUUCAUACCUCUGCCUUUGCGCAGAUGGCUUUGAAGGAAAGAACUGUGACAGCGAUGUCAACGAGUGCUUCUUAGCGCCAUGUCUGAACUGGGCAACCUGUGUUAACACUCCAGGGUCCUACUACUGCCAUUGCUCGGAAGCCUACACGGGGAAGACUUGCAACAAGGAUGCAGAUGAGUGCGAGCUUGAGCCAUGCCUGAAUGGAGGUAGUUGCAUCAAUACGAUCGGAUCCUACCGAUGCGAAUGUCCGUUGUCGUUUACUGGGAAGAACUGUGAAGUGGAUGUCGAUGAAUGCCUCACCAGUCCCUGCCAGAACGGUGGGAGUUGUACUAACAUCUUUGGUUCGUAUACGUGCACUUGCCCACCAUCUUACUACGGUAAUAACUGUCUCGAUGACGUCAAUGAAUGUGAUGUCGAUCCCUGUUUUAACUAUGGUACAUGCGUCAAUCUUGUUGGUUCAUAUCGAUGCGAGUGCAAUCCCCAAUUCACAGGACAACUCUGCGAAGAUGAUGCAGACGAGUGCCAAGCCCUACCUUGCAACAAUGGAGGUAUCUGUACAAACACAUUUGGAUCCUACACCUGUGAGUGUACACCUUAUUACACAGGACAAAACUGCGAGAUCGACAUUGAUGAAUGCGAUAGCAGCCCAUGUCUUAACGGGGGAUCUUGCUCUAACAGCGUUGGUUCUUACGCCUGUACGUGCACGCCCUCAUACAGGGGUCAGCACUGCGACGAAGACGUUAACGAGUGUGAAACCAACCCCUGUUUAAACGAAGGGAAUUGUUCUAACAGUGUUGGUUCAUAUCAUUGCGAAUGCCCCCAUUCUUACACCGGGCGACACUGUGGUGAUGACGUAAAUGAGUGUGAAAACAACCCCUGCAGAAACGGAGGAACCUGUUCCAAUUUUCACGGUUCUUAUCAUUGCCAGUGCAGUGACCUGUUUGCCGGCGCACUUUGCGAAGAAGACGUGAAUGAAUGUAUAGACACACCCUGCCAUAAUGGAGGAACUUGUCUGAACUUACACGGUGACUUUUCCUGUACCUGUCCAGACACUAUGACUGGAAAAACCUGCGAAAGCGAUGUUGAUGAAUGUGCAAUUCACACCCCUUGUGAGAAUGGCGCCACAUGUAUCAAUGAAGAUGGAGGGUACAGCUGCGCAUGCGCCCAUGGAUUUCAGGGAGACACUUGCACACAAGACGUAGAUGAGUGUACCUUGACAACCCCGUGUCUGAACAAAGCUCAUUGUAUCAACAUCUUUGGUAGCUACUCGUGUGAAUGUGGGCGGAACUUCACUGGCAAAAAUUGUGCAAUCGAUAUCAACGAGUGUAUAUCAGAUCCCUGUCGAAAUGGAGGAUCCUGUAUUAACACGUACGGUGGUUUUGCAUGUGUCUGUGCUGGAGGUUUCCAGGGAGCACUUUGCAAUGAAGACGUCAACGAAUGUGAUAUACUAGGAAGAUGUAUGCACGGAAGUACAUGUAUCAACACAGAAGGUUCAUUUCGCUGCGAUUGUGCAGAUGGGUAUCAAGGACCACUUUGUGAAGUCGACAUCGAUGACUGUGCAGAAUCACCAUGUAUAAACGGAGGGGCAUGUGUUGAUGGUAUCGACAGUUUCACCUGUGUCUGCUUAUCAGGCUACUAUGGGAAGAGUUGUGAAAUAGUUGUGAGUGAGAACAUCCCAGACUGCGAGGAAGGGCGAGAUUCGAUUAGUCGUCUGUACUGGAAUAGAACGACUGUUGGUAAAACGGCUGUGACCGCCUGUCCACAGGGAACAACUGGGCUUGCUACCCGUGUAUGUUCGGCUCUUACCGAUGUCACACCAACUCUUUCGUCCUGGGAUACACCUGACCUGUCACUAUGUGUUAAUCCUAAUUUCUUGAUGGUCACCGAAAAGCUCGAUGAGCUUGAACAAAGACCAAACAUCACCGUCGACGAUGUCAUUGGCCUGGCCUCCCUUCUUUCGAAUUUGACGUCAUCGACGAAGAAGAAUCAGUCAUCUGACGCCAAUGAGCUCCAUAUCGUACCCCAAGACAUAAUGAUCACCACGAAGGCUCUAAGUGCAGUGGCAGAUCUAUCGGCGGAGAUCGCCAAAAAUCUGACUGACAAGGACAUUGAUGAUCUAACAAACGCAUUUGUUGACACCGUGGACCAUAUUCUUGAUGAUGCGAACCUUGGGGCGUGGAAGACCUCGGACGAUACCGACAUCGUGACUCAGCAGCUGACGUCAGUGGUUGCGUCUUCAGAAAACAUGGCCCUCAGCAUGGCUCAGGCUCGGAGGGCUCGGAGUCGAUUGGAUCAGGAAAAGGAUUCUGCACCCAAUGCUGCCAACCAGAGCCUGUCAUUCAAUAAGACAAAUAUAGAGUUCGAUGUCGUCUUCGUAGCGGACUCUGUGGACGAUGAACGCGAGAAGAGAACGUUCGCACGAUCAGGCGGUAGUCUCUCCCUCCCUCCGGAGGUCUUCCAGAUAGCCAAUCAGCAAAGCGAUGAUUCAGAUCAGUUAGCUAUAUACAGAGCUAGAUACCCAUCGCUUGCCUCAUUAUAUUCUGCCUUAGAAGAUGAAAGCAUAUCAAGAAUCAAUACUGAUGUGAUGGCUACCAAGAUCUUAGGUGUGGACGAGGUUUUCUUUGGGGAACUGACUGAACCUGUAGUAGGGAUCUACAAACAUCAAGAGCUUGGCGCCAAUUUGAACCCGAGUUGUGUAUUUCUUGAUCUCGAUCAAAAUUCUGGAGUACAGUCUGACAUAUGGAAGACUACUGGCUGUGAAGUCUACGCCAGCAAUAGAACCCAUACAACGUGUCACUGCAAUCAUCUCACAAAUUUUGCAGUCAUCAUGGAUGUCCAUGGUGUUCAGGAUAGCCUGUCGAACGGCCAUGGGACUGCACUGUCUAUUCUUUCUCAGAUCGGUGGGUCCAUGUCUAUCGUAGGAUGUGUAACAUCCGUAGCAGUAUACGAAUUCUUCAGAUUGAAAUCGGACAGGAUUCGCGUACACGAGAAUCUAGGAGUGGCUAUUGCUGUUUCACAGUUUAUCUUCCUUGUAGGGAUGGAACGAACCGAUAUUAUGUGGUUAUGUAAAGCGGUCGCUAUCACUUUCCACUACUCCAUCACGGCCAUGUUCUGCUGGAUGCUGCUAGAGGGCGUUCACCUCUACGUCAUGCUCGUCAAGGUAUUUGGAUCAGGAAGCAAUGUCAAGAAAUACCUAUUAGCGGGAUGGGGAAUUCCUUUCAUUGUUGCCGGAGUGUCAGCUGGUGUCUUCUACAAAGAAUACGCAGUGGGAAAUGUAUGUUGGAUGUCUACCAGAGCCAUGCUUAUUUCCUUCAUACCAACGGUAGCCAUUGUGAUAGUGGUGAACACGGCUUUCUUGAUUAUGGUACUUCAUGUGAUGAUGAGGUCAAUGUCGGCCAAGUAUAAGAGCAGGGUCUCAAGCAACACAUCACAAGUCAAGGCUGGAUUAAAAGCGGCCGCCAUCUUGUUACCUCUGCUUGGUCUCACGUGGGUGUUUGGAUUCUUGUCAGUAAAUGCUCGAACUCUCGUCUUCACUUAUCUUUUUGCCAUUCUCAACUCAUUUCAGGGGCUAUUCUUCUUCAUCGCCCAUUGUAUUCUGAACAUGGAGGUGAGAAAAGCAUACGAGCGUCGAUACGGCAAGACCAAGGCGGGAAUGAUCAGUUCUACAGCCCUUUCGUCCGUCUCCAAUACUGCCAGCGGGAAGGGUGGUAGCAGGAAUAUUUCGGGAAAAUCUAGGUCGACUUCAGGAUCAUCUUCUAAAAACAAGACAAAUGACACGGUGGCGCUUUGCAGGAAAGGCAGUAACGACUCACACGGCAUGGAUUGCCAUGACAACCCGGUAAAAACGUCAAGCGUGGAUGAAACUAACCAUCUUAACAAUGGAUUAAGUACUAAUCAGGAAUCUACCAAGAAGAAACUAAGCCCUGACGGACCACUACAGCAUAACGAAAUACAGUGCCUCGUGAAAGACAGCGAAAAGAAUAUCAACCAAGGAAAGCAAAAUGGCGGACUGUCCAAGGAAGCUAAGGUGGCUAUGGAAAACAUGAUUUCAAAAUCUAAUGUCGCCUCGAACAAUGAUAAUAUUGCAUAGAAGGAAAGAAAUAUACAUACAUUAAUUUUGAAACAAACGGCUUGAAGAAAGUGAUGUCAUUUACUCUCAAUAUUUGACUAUAUUUCGAUGUUCAGAUUAAAGAACUAAAAAAGAUGUAAUUUCUAUAACUCACUGCGACCUAUAUUUUUAAUUUGAUCAGUAAAUCACAUUUUGCACGUGGAAAACACUCUGUAUUUAUAAGUAGGACCACCCCAUCUACGUUAGAAGUACGCACAGGUUUGAGGCUGGUAUAAUGAUAGUUAAUAAAAGUGUAAAGGCCACCGCGCAACUUACGACUGACUGUUCGCUCUCCGAUUUUGGAACAAAUCGCAUUUUGCUCAUUUUCUGAAAAUGUGAAUGGAACAUAUCAUUUUAUUUGAGG
This is a messenger RNA of Lytechinus variegatus (green sea urchin), 7110 nucleotides long. RefSeq lists its product as uncharacterized. NCBI's taxonomy places the organism in Eukaryota, Metazoa, Echinodermata, Echinoidea, Temnopleuroida, Toxopneustidae. The record is from RefSeq and is a predicted model, not a curated record. The transcript is spliced from 41 exons. Gene Ontology annotation, biological process: heterophilic cell-cell adhesion; establishment or maintenance of epithelial cell apical/basal polarity; cell surface receptor signaling pathway. Gene Ontology annotation, cellular component: protein-containing complex; plasma membrane. Gene Ontology annotation, molecular function: G protein-coupled receptor activity; calcium ion binding. Bases 651 to 6728 code for a protein of 2025 amino acids.